CAAUGGACGAUGGAACGCCAACACGGUUUGCGAGGUCUUCGUCCACUUUGCAUUCUUGACCCUCGUUUUUUUUAAACGUGAGCACUUUUCGCAGAAGAGGACGGCCAGAAGUGCCCUUCGUGUGCAGUUUACGCAUUCCAGUGUUUAACAACGUGCUACGUCGCCAUGUUGGAUACCGACUGCGUAAUCGCUUCUCAUGCAACCUGUUUCGCCGGCCGAGGAGCACCGUGAAGAUGUGAUCCACGGAUAUGAGCGACGCCCAGGAAAGCCACCCGCAGCAACGCCAACGCCCAAGUCAAAGUCAGAAGUCCUGCGACACGACCACCGCCGUCACCACUACCACACAACGGACCGACACGCUUACCUCGCCGUCGGCAGAGCCCACCCCCAGUGCAGCUAGCUCGGCAAACCCGGAGCCAGGAGCCAAUAAGCCAUGGCCGCCACGGAUUUGCGGCGUGUGCGGCGACCGAGCCAAGAGCUACCAUUUCGGCGGCAUCUCCUGCGACAGCUGCAAGGCCUUCUUCCGACGCUCGGUGCAGAACGAGUCGCACUUCCAGUGCCCUAACCGCGGAAACUGCCGCAUCACGCUCGCGUCCCGCAAGAGCUGUCAGGCAUGUCGCUUCGCCAAGUGUCUCGCCAUAGGGAUGGAGGCGAGCUGGGUGAUGACCGAGCAAGAACGAAGAGCCCGAAUGCAGCAGCGCUUGCUCGCCAAAGGAGACAGCAGCGGCCGACCACCUCCGGCACCGAGACCUCUGGAGAUGCCCCCGUCUGCAGAAGACGUCGUACUUCUAGAAGAACUGGUCCACGCUUACGUGACCGGCUGUGCCGGCGCCCCUUUCGCGGCUCACCUUCAACGCGAAGAGAAGUCCAGGACAGAGUUGCUCGACGUGUUCUUCACGCUGGUGCACCAAAUAAGCGGAUUUGCGCAGGGACUGCAAGCAUUCGCGAGGGUUCGCGAGUCGGACAGGCACAUUCUGCUAAGGACGGCCGUGCUCGAACUGUGCUUCCUCCGCAGCGCGAUGAAUUUCGACGACGACGACGACCGGUGGCCCUCGAGGGUUCACUUCGGUGACGAGGCGACUUCGGUGCCUUCUGUGCGCGCUUCCGAUGUAGAACGCUUAGUUCCAGUAGAACUGUGGGCGCUGCACCGGAAGUUUCUGGUGUCCACGCGGAGGCUCAAGCCCGACCCGCUGACCCUGCUUCUGCUGUCGGCGAUAGCGCUCUUGUGUCCGGACAGGGCCGGAAUCAGAGACCUGGAGACCCUUACCCUUCAGCAGGAGCGUUAUUGCGCGCUACUUCGCAGGUACGUGACGUGGCGCAAGAUGGCUCCCAUCGAGUUUGCCAAGGUUCUCAUGCGGCUUCCCGACCUGCGUGAGCUGGCGGACACGCACGCCGACUCGGACUUGCUCUUCGACGCCAAGGAAGCGGCUGACGUGCAAAGACACCUUUCCAACGUCAUGGUGCGCACCGUAGAGCUUCCGGCACAAGUCGGUGACGUAACGAGCGAGUCCCUCUCACUUCCGGGCCCACCGCGGUGGAAGUUUCCGGGAGACCUCCAGCCACUCAGUGCCGCCGAGUCGGCCGGAGAGGAUUCGGCCGAGGAAGAAUCGGCUGAGGAGUCGUCUAGUCAGGGAUCGUCAGACCGCUCGGCACCGGGAGCACGCAAAAGCUGACACUCCUGUAACGGAUAUGGGGGCUACCACAUCACUUGGAUAUAUGUGCACGUGUAUAUAUGGACGCUCGAGUACGUUAGUGGUCGAUGUGCCUCGAGAACGCGCUAAUAUCGUAGGUGGUUCACACUACCCGCUUCAUCAACAUCUCAUU
This is a messenger RNA of Rhipicephalus sanguineus (brown dog tick), 1824 nucleotides long. Its product is annotated as vitamin D3 receptor. The transcript is spliced from 4 exons. Gene Ontology annotation, biological process: positive regulation of transcription by RNA polymerase II; negative regulation of transcription by RNA polymerase II; cell differentiation. Lineage: Eukaryota; Metazoa; Arthropoda; Arachnida; Ixodida; Ixodidae. The record is from RefSeq and is a predicted model, not a curated record. Gene Ontology annotation, molecular function: zinc ion binding; nuclear receptor activity; RNA polymerase II cis-regulatory region sequence-specific DNA binding. The coding region runs from base 249 to 1673 and encodes 474 amino acids.